AUGGAAACACUUGGAUUUUCCAAAGAAUGAUGAUACUGAACCUCUGCCAUCGGGCUGGGAAGCCAGAUGGCACCCAAAGAAAAAAGUAUACUAUUUCGUGGACCAUAAAACUCGACAAACAACAUGGAAUGACCCAAGACUGAAAUCUCAGCCAAAGAAUGAUGAUAGAGAACCUCUGCCACCGGGCUGGGAAGCCAGAUGGGAACCAAAGAAAAAAACAUACUAUUUCAUUGACCAUAAAACUCAACAAACUACAUGGGAUGAUCCAAGGUUGAAUUCUCAGCUAAACAAGCUCAAUACUGGCGUAAACGGAGACAACAUGGAGGCUCUUCAAGCCAAGGAGGAAUCUAAAAACCUCAAGAGCGGACUCGUCGAUCUCGGACCUCGUGAUGCUGAACGCGAGGCUGAGAAAACGAGUUUCAUGGUGCCAGUUUUAGUGGCAGCCAUUGACUUUGGUACAACUUUCUCAGGAUAUGCAUUCUCAUUUCGUCACGAAUUUGAUCAAGAUCCAUUGAAAAUAAACUCCUGUAACUGGAUUGCUGGGAAUCAGGCCUUAGUUUCACAUAAAACACCAUCAGCGGUUCUGUUAAAGCCGGACAAAACCUUCCAUUCUUUUGGAUACGAGGCAGAAAACAAAUACGCAUCACUUGCAGAAGACAAUGAGCAUGAGGGAUGGCUGUAUUUCAAACGCUUCAAGAUGACUCUCCAUAAGAAUAAAAGUCUAGGACGAUCCACCACAAUAAAGGAUAUAAACGGAAAGGAAAUGCCUGCGAUGACUGUAUUUACGAUGGCCAUAAAGUACCUAAAAGAGCACCUGAUGAAAACUUUGACAACCCGAGUGGACACUUUUACUGAGGACCUCAUUCGAUGGGUACUUACUGUUCCAGCCAUUUGGGAUGAAGGUGCAAAACAAUUCAUGAUGGAGGCGGCAGUAGACGCUGGUAUUGAAAGGAAACAGUUGAUUUUAGCCUUGGAGCCAGAAGCGGCCUCCAUUUACUGCAAUCAUGUUCCUAUAGGAGUUAUGUCAGUCAAUAAAGGAAAGACUGAAUCGUACAAGUUCAGACCAGGGACGCGGUAUAUGGUACUUGAUUUGGGAGGAGGUACUGCCGACAUUACAGUUCAUGAGGUACAGGGGAACCAGAACCUGCGCGAAGUCCACCAUGCCACCGGCGGAGCGUGGGGUGGAACAAAAGUGGAUGACGCCUUCUACCAAUUUUUGGUCAAACUCUUUGGAAAUGAUGUUUUGACAACUUUAAAGAAUGAUAACAUGGAUGAUUAUAUUUCACUUUUCCGCGAUUUUGAGACUAUGAAACGUACAGUCAAACCAGACUUAGAAGACAAGGUGACCAUAACACUCCCACUGCGUCUGCUUGAGAUAUUUGAGGAAGAAACAGGAGAAACUUUGGCAGAGACACUUCCACAGACGAGAUACGCUAAGAAAGUAAUAUUUAAGGCCGGAAAACUGCGAGUACAUCCAGAAAUCUUCAAAGAUUUUUUCCGAGAUACUCUGCAAGGAAUAAUUCAACAUAUAACAGAGAUUAUGAGCUCGUUUGAAGAUUCUGUGUCAAAAAUUCUCCUUGUUGGUGGGUUUUCCGAAUCGCCAAUGGUUUUAAAAGCAAUAAAAGAAUUAUUCCCUGACAAGAAGGUUAUAGCACCAGCUGAUCCAGGACUAGCAGUCUUAAAAGGGGCUGUAUUGUUUGGUCAUACGCCAAACGUCAUUUCUUCAAGAAUCAGUCGCUAUUCUAUUGGAUUUGAAGUUAACGUGCCCUUCAUUGAAGGCUUACAUCCAAAAGAUUACAAAAUUAAAAGACCAGCAGACGGAAAAACCAUGUCUCAGCAUAUUUUUGAAGCAUUAGUGCAGAAAGGAGAAGAGGUUCCCAUUGGUCAUAAAAUCGAAAAUACGUACACACCGAGUGAAGAAGAUGCAGUAACUGGGAUAGGAAUUUACCAGUCAACUUCACAAAAUCCCACAUAUACCACCGAGAAAAACUGUACUAAAGUAGGCACCAUAAAACUACGUCGACCAAAUGGUGGAUGGUCCGAGGAUUCUUUGAUCCAUGCCGUAGUUGAGUUCGGGGGCACUCAGUUCGACGUUGCUUUGACAGAUGAUUGUCUUGAUGAAACAUACAGACACUCAUACGAUUUCCUUCGAAAUUAAUUUCAAAAAUAGAAUUGGUCAAAUGCCUUGGUGAUGAUAUAUAUAAUUUUUUGAAUAUGACAUAAAUUGCUCAAAGAUCCUAA
Saccostrea echinata is the source of this 2241-nucleotide messenger RNA. RefSeq names its product heat shock 70 kDa protein 12A-like. The transcript is spliced from 9 exons. The coding region runs from base 320 to 2158 and encodes 612 amino acids. NCBI's taxonomy places the organism in Eukaryota, Metazoa, Mollusca, Bivalvia, Ostreida, Ostreidae. Gene Ontology annotation, molecular function: ATP binding; ATP-dependent protein folding chaperone. The record is from RefSeq and is a predicted model, not a curated record.